GUUACUGUUUUUUGAGCUAUAUAAUAAGAAGACAAGCCUCGGUUGAAUAACAAAAGAACAAAAAAAGGAACAGAGGAAAAGAUGGCUGAGGCACACCAGAGAAUUCAGGUUCCUAGAGUGAAACUGGGAACUCAAGGACUUGAGGUUUCAAAGUUGGGGUUUGGCUGUAUGGGACUUUCUGGAUCCUUCAAUGAUCCUGUCCCUGAUGAUGUUGGCAUAUCGCUCAUCAAGCAUGCAUUCAAUAGAGGAAUCACUUUCUUCGAUACAGCAGAUAGCUAUGGACCCAAAACUAAUGAAAUAUUGCUUGGAAAGGCAUUGAAGCAGCUACCGCGAGAGAAGGUACAGGUGGCCACAAAAUUCGGUAUUGCAAAAAUGGAUUCUACUGGUGUCAUAAUCAAUGGCACUCCUGAAUUUAUCCGCGCCUCUGUUGAGGGUAGCCUGAAGCGCCUUGAUGUGGAAUACAUUGAUCUCUACUAUCAGCAAAGAGUUGACACAACCACUCCAAUAGAGGAUACUAUGUCUGAACUCAAGAAGUUGCUAGAAGAGGGAAAAAUAAAGUACAUUGGUUUAUCUGAACCUAGCCCUGAAACUAUAAAGAGAGCACAUGCGGUUCAUCCCAUUACUGCUUUACAGAUGGAGUGGUCACUUUGGACUCGUGACAUUGAGGAAGAAAUAGUCCCCCUUUGCAGGGAACUUGGAAUUGGGAUUGUUCCAUAUAGCCCUCUUGGUCGUGGUUUCUUUGGCGGCAAAGCAGUUUUGGAGGGUUUGCCUGAAAAGAGUGUUCUGGCAAUGCUCCCAAGGUUUCAAGGAGAAAACUUGAACAAAAACAAGAUCUUAUAUUUGCAAACAGAGAAGUUGGCUCAAAAGCAUGGAUGUACUCCUGCACAACUUGCACUUGCCUGGGUUCUUCAUCAAGGAGAUGAUGUAGCACCUAUUCCUGGAACAACAAAGAUAAAAAAUCUUGAUAGCAACAUUGAUUCACUGAAAGUAAAGCUAACAAAAGAAGAUUUGAAAGAAAUUUGUGAUUUGAUUCCAAUAAAUGAGGUAGCGGGCGCUACUUAUCCGGAGAGAUUACAGCAAUUCAAUUGGAAGUUUGGUAAUACACCACCAAAGGAGAGCAAGACUUUAACAUAAAAUAACUAUAUAUGGAUGCAAAGUCUGCAGAAAAAUAUGAUGGUUUUGGUGAACAGACACUCCAGCUAUUGAAAGACUAGAAGUUUGUAUUGAUGAGUUACCAAGUUUCGGAUACAUGAAUGAAGGGUUCAGUGAGAGCAGAAGCCUGCAUUAUUACCAAAAUAAAAAUGAUGCAUUUACUUGUAUGGUUUUUCUUUCUAUGAUUUGUAGCCAGUAAUAUCCCAAUGGUUACAGUUGAUAAUGGGUAUUUUGUU
Durio zibethinus is the source of this 1388-nucleotide messenger RNA. Its product is annotated as perakine reductase-like. NCBI's taxonomy places the organism in Eukaryota, Viridiplantae, Streptophyta, Magnoliopsida, Malvales, Malvaceae. Gene Ontology annotation, cellular component: cytoplasm. The record is from RefSeq and is a predicted model, not a curated record.